GCGAGCCAAGACCAGAAAGAGGAGACCAUAAGGGUUACUGGUAACAUGAGAGUUCUGCUGAAAGAAAUGGAUAGGGAGAUUGAAGACGAUGGUGAAAAACAGCAAAUGGAGGAGCAAAUGAAGAAACUCUCGAAAGCAAAUGAAGGACUUGCGAACCAUAUUAGGGUGCUUUGGAAAAAGGUUACUGUUGUUGAUGAGAAUAUUGAGAGGUAUGGAGAAGAAAAUGACUGAGGUGAUGUAGGAAAACAGAUCGUACCAGAACCACAUAAAAGCUCUGAAGAAAUUGUUGGCGAAAGCAACUGCAGGAAACCUGACUUGCAAAGUAGUGAGCAGCAAGGUAAUCAACUACAGAUGGUACUGGUGUCGAUCGAGCAAGAUCAAGGGAGGGAACCUGAAUCUGAGGGGAACCAAGCCGAAUAUGAGCCUCAAACACCAGUCAAAGAAGAACCAAGGGCAGCGGAUCUAGUUGAUGCGGUUCCACUAUCUUGUAAGAGACCAGAAGAGGAAGUGUUUGAGGAUACAGCUGUGGACACACUAAAUGCGAUGGAAUCAGAAAAAAUAGAUCAACUUGUGUCGAAAACACUGGAAGCAGCUGAGACAGUUGAAAUGGCAGAGCCAGGAACAUAAAUGGCAGUAACGUCGGUCCCCAACGAGAAGAAAAGAGUUGCCAUGCAUUCAAUCGUGAGGAAUGUGAAAGAAUACAAGAGAAAGGCAGUUGUGAAGGACAAGGACGACGACUUUGAGUAUGACACACCGGAGAUCUUGAAGACUUAUGGAAAGAAAAGAAAGACUGCUGCACAGGAACAGCCAAAGCAGAAAAAGAAAGCAGAACCGAAGCCGGCAACGAAACUGCAGAAAGGGAAACAAGUGCAGCACCCAAUGCAAAUAAGAGAUGUGAAUUGUGAAAAGUACACAUGGAAAACAUUAAAGCCUGAAGUAGCAAAACACUACCAGCAAUUCUUUGAGAUGGUGGAUGACAAUACAUAUGUCUACUGGACAAGUGAAAAUGGAAUAAUAGGGGUAACCAGGGCAGACAUGAAGAUUAUCGUACAAGAGCAAGAUCUGGAUAUUGAUGUAAGCUAAAGCUGUUUGUUUUUAUUGGACCCCAAUAGACGUCUAUUGGGGGGCAAUAGGUGUUGUUCUUCACAUAUAUAAUACUAACUGAAAAUCAAAUUGAACAAUUACAGGUGGUUAAGGCUUAUACUGAAAUGUUGCAGAAGGAACUGAAAGAAAGGAAGACUCAGAUUGGAUUACUGAACAUCGAAGCAGCGUACUACGCAGUUUAACACGAAAAGAAACUAGAGGAUUUCAAAAAAGAAGGCAAGAACAUUCUUAAAGAUGACUUUAAAGGCCACAAGAUUGAAAUAGAGUUAUUCCUGAUUGAAGAACUGUGGAUUAACUUCAGCUACCCCAAGGUGCUUAUCCCAAUACACCAUUACUACAGCCAGCACUACACACUGCUUAUCAUCGACAAUGAAAAAAAAAGUUUGUUCACAUGAACUCUAUGCUGCCACCAAAAAAGGAAUGGACAAAAGAUAACCAAUAUUACAACAACACAAACUG
Rosa rugosa (rugosa rose) is the source of this 1563-nucleotide messenger RNA. RefSeq lists its product as uncharacterized. The record is from RefSeq and is a predicted model, not a curated record. NCBI's taxonomy places the organism in Eukaryota, Viridiplantae, Streptophyta, Magnoliopsida, Rosales, Rosaceae. The transcript is spliced from 3 exons. Bases 628 to 1083 code for a protein of 151 amino acids.